UUAGAAGAACAAAAUUGGAUCAACAUGGCAGAAAUGAAAAGUCCAAUAUCUAUUUUACAAGAAAUUAUGAAGAAGAAACAAGAAGUUCCAAUUUAUGACCUCAUAGUUAAUCAAGGGGGAACUCAUAUAAACACAUUUGUAUACAAAGUCUCCUGUGACAACUUAGUAGCAACGGGUAAAGGAAGAUCGAAAAAAGAAGCAAAACAUAACGCUGCAAACGCAUUGCUGGAAAUUAUUAUGAGCCGUGAAUUGCAGCAAACAACAAUUACUAUGAUGCCCCCCAAUAUUGAACCUUUGAAUUUAACAACACCGCCAAUUCAUUCAAAUAAACAGUUUGAAAAUCCGGUUGGUGACCUACAGAUAUUGUGCAGCAACAAUAACUUAAGUGCACCUGAAUAUCAAACAGUGAAGGAUGAAUCUGAAAAUAAUAAAAUUUCUACUAUUCAAUGCAACGUGACCAUCCCUACCGAAAUCGGUAAUGCAGAAACGCAAGAAUUAAGCUAAGCAAGAAGCCGCAAGAAAAACGUUAAGUAAAUUACAAAACCUAAGGCUUGAUGUACCUCAAGAAAAUACAAGAUUAUAAUACAAAAAAGUUAUUACUAUCAUACGGAAAUAUGGAAUUCCGUUCAAUCAAAUAAAUUCUGUGCUCCUAAUUAAUCCUAGUGUACAGGCCCUACUAGAAAGGAAGUAGGGAUGGGAAACUCUGUAACACCAAACGCAUAUCCACCACUAGAGUAUCCAGUCCCGAAUAAGAUUCAUAUUUCCCAAAAUGGGAUCCUACAAUCUCCGGGUAAACAAACCCAAAUUUACAAAGAAGAAAUAAGUUAUGGAACAAUCCUAGAUUGAAGUCACAAACUGAUUCCAUUCUAUACCAGUGUGCGGCCUUCUCUAAUCAGGCAUUAUAAAGGAAAGAUUACCGGCACUGAGACAAAUCCAUAUUUUCAAUGAAGAAAUGAAAUAAAACAAAUCCUAGAAUGAAGUCGCAAAACGAUUCUAUUCUAUACCAGUUGUACGGCCUUCCUUAAUCAGGCAUUAUAGAAGGAAGUUUACCGGCACUGAGACAAUUCAGGUAGUCAGUCCUCAGACAGUCAGUCAGAAAUUUACAUAAUGAUAACCUUCUAAUAUUAUAAAGAAGAAAGCACAGAAACACAAAAGAUAUAUUUGUAAAGCGACAAAAGAAGAAAAUCAAGAGAAAGGUACCGAAAUAAUAAUAAUAAAAAAAAAGGAGAGAAGGAAUAUUUACGCCAAGAGUUAGAAAAAGAAAAUCAAAGGAAUUACCAGAAGAAGAGAAACAAGAUGAAGAACUUCAAAAAAAUCCAGCCUGAAGAAACUGAACCAUCCAUCUCGGCAGAUCAAAUUGUACAAUCAUCGGAAACCGGAAAAAUCCAACCUGAACCUGCUGAACCACUUACUCCACAAGAAGCGGAUAUAAUCGAACAAACAAGGGACAAAGAAGAAAUAAUUAAUGAAGUACUACCAGACCCGCCAGAAGAUGAAGAACCAUUCAUCGAAUUUCCUCCCGAACCUCCCGACGAAGAUUCAACUAUGUACGAAGACUGAGACGGAGACUCAUUGGACUCGGAAAGUAUAAAUUCUAACGAACCCGAAGACAUCGAUAUCAUAUUUGAUGAACCACCACAAUAUGAAUUUCUUAAAAUAAUAAAAACUAAAGAACCAUUAUUAACUCAAAAGAAUAAUUUAGUAGUAUUUUUAACAUACCAAGGUACACCUGCGUGUGAAGGAGCCAAAGAAUUACAGGAAGCAAAUUUAUUACCAGACAUCAGUGAAAUUAUUCCUAAUAUACCAAAAGUAGAACCAUAUGAAAAUCAUUACUUAAUUUUUGUUCCAAUUCAGGAAAGGAAAACAGCUCCAAUAACCGCGAAUCAAAUAAUUACCGGACUAAGAAUUAUAAAAAAUGUUUUAGACGAAUUGAAUCUUUCCAGUUUUGCUAUUAGAGAAUCUCCAUCAUUAGGAGAUGUAUCAUGGUAUUUAAUAAAUAAGAGAAUAGUAGAAUUAUUUAGCGAUUACAGAAUUACAAUAACAUAUUGUCAAGGAAAAUUAAAGGUACCUCCAGAAAAUGAAAGAUUAAGAAUAAUUAUAGAAACUCAUAAUUCAAUAAUUAAUGGACAUAAAGGUGUAACUAAAACACUCGAAAGAAUCAAAACAUAACAUGUAUGGCCAAAUAUGAAAACAGGUGCAAAAUUACGUAAAAGCAUGUGAAAUCUGUCAGCUUAAAAAAUUAACUAGGGUAAAAACUAUGCAACCUAUGAUAAUAACUUGUAACCGUAAACACGGCCCGCGUGUACCGGCCACAUAUCUGAUGCGUAAGAACAUUCGAGAAGUCAUAAUGUUACGUAACCAGGGGAUCGACGAUCGAUCACGUAACCGACGGAUCACUUCGUACUCUCCUUCCGUAGGAUCAAGUCCGCGUUAGAUUACCAAAGACAUAAUUGCGAGCCAGCAUACUAAAGAUAUAGCACCGUAUCUGACUUGAGAAUAAAUACGGAAACCGAACUCCGUCCAGGUCGGUUAGAAUCAUAAGCCCGUGAGUGAGUGUGUGAGUGUGGAUGCGUGGCCACGACAAAUAAGGAAAUUCGUACCUGCGUGCGUUGGACAGGGUUACGCCACCGAUCCGUAAGUCGUAUACUGCAUAUAUUGUAACGCGAGAACCGAGAAUUUAGAUUAGUUAAAUAGGCCACCGAUCUGGCAACAAUCGUAAGUCCGAUUUCCUGCAGCGACUCGCACCGCGGCCAGUCAAACAAACGCGUGGUUCAACAGUACAUACGCGCAACCCUAGUCAUCUUUAUAUGUUGAAAAUAUACAUCAAAUUCUAUUGUUC
Ceratina calcarata is the source of this 2839-nucleotide messenger RNA. RefSeq names its product RISC-loading complex subunit tarbp2-like. Bases 25 to 504 code for a protein of 159 amino acids. Gene Ontology annotation, molecular function: double-stranded RNA binding; siRNA binding. Gene Ontology annotation, cellular component: RISC complex; nucleus; cytoplasm. NCBI's taxonomy places the organism in Eukaryota, Metazoa, Arthropoda, Insecta, Hymenoptera, Apidae. The record is from RefSeq and is a predicted model, not a curated record. Gene Ontology annotation, biological process: siRNA processing; regulation of regulatory ncRNA processing. The transcript has a single exon.